UGAUGCAUGUUAUCAAAUAUAUUUGUUCUGCAAUCACUUGCAUCUACAUAAACAACAAACCACGUGUCUUUUUACCUGCUAUAAUUACUCUAUGUUUUCCUUUGCAUAUACGCAAAACAUUUUUAAACAGCCACAUCAACAUUUGGAAGUGAGAUUUGAAAUAUUGAAUGGAAAGAAAAAAUUACAAAGUCAUUUGUAAAAUAAGUGAUGGUGGGUUUGGAGAAAUCUAUAAAGUAAGUUCGCCGAAUACAGAUGAAAUACUUGUUCUAAAACAUUUAAAAUUCAAGGGAAAUUUAAAUGAACAAAUGUACAUUAAGAAUGAAAUAGCUAGUUUAUCUUCUUUGAGACAUGAAAACAUUAUAUCUUUUCGAGAGGUUCUAGUGAAAAGUGAAGAAGUGAAUAUUAUAAUGGAAUAUGCGGAUGGAGGAAAUCUUGAAGAUUUUAUUUCUGAACAUAAAACUUUAUGUAAUGCAUUGGUUGUUGAUAUUUUCAUUCAAAUCUUAAAAGCAGUAAACUUUUGUCAUCAGAAUUGCAUUGCACAUAGAGACAUAACCCCAAGUAAUGUAUUGCUUUUAAGAAACAGGACAAUAAAAUUAGCCGAUUUUGGUAUUUCUAUGAAAUGCAUGUCAACAACUGGGCAACCGAUUUUAUGCGAUGAUUUUCUAGGAAAUAGACUUUAUUGUGCACCGGAAGUUAUUCGUGAGACUGUCCACGAUGCCAUAUUAUCGGACUUAUGGAAUCUUGGUGUUCUCCUUUAUUACAUUAUAUUUACUAGAGUACCAUUCACUGGAUACGACGAAGAAAUUCUUGUCCAGCAACAAACAAUAGGAAAUACUAUAACAACAUCACAUUGUAUUCACUUAUUUCGACGCACAUUACUUGAUUUCUUGAAAAUUAAUCCCUGUGAUAGAAACUGUGUGUCAAAUGUAUUACAUUCUUGGAAAAAUGAACUGAAUGAAACUGUUUUGUGUUGAUUUGUUUUUGUAUUAAAAAUAAUGUGCAUUAGGUAAGAUGUAAGUAUUCAUACUUUUGAUCAAACAUAAAUUAUUGUAUACUUAUCUAUUAAAUAUCAUAUUUGUCGCAA
Messenger RNA from Mytilus trossulus (common blue mussel), 1084 nucleotides. Its product is annotated as NUAK family SNF1-like kinase 2. NCBI's taxonomy places the organism in Eukaryota, Metazoa, Mollusca, Bivalvia, Mytilida, Mytilidae. The record is from RefSeq and is a predicted model, not a curated record. Bases 168 to 974 code for a protein of 268 amino acids. Gene Ontology annotation, molecular function: protein serine/threonine kinase activity; ATP binding. The transcript has a single exon. Gene Ontology annotation, biological process: signal transduction; protein phosphorylation.